Messenger RNA from Podarcis muralis (Common wall lizard), 3350 nucleotides. It is a transcript of the gene CAB39, whose product is annotated as calcium binding protein 39. Gene Ontology annotation, molecular function: protein serine/threonine kinase activator activity. Gene Ontology annotation, biological process: intracellular signal transduction. Lineage: Eukaryota; Metazoa; Chordata; Lepidosauria; Squamata; Lacertidae. The record is from RefSeq and is a predicted model, not a curated record.
CGAGAGCCGCCGCCGCAGCACCACCACGACGCCGACUGGGUGGGGGUAGCCGCCGCCGCCGCCUGCCUGCCUGCCAGCCACCCGGCCCGCCGCGGAGCGAAGGUGAAGGAAUUGUAGAAGAAGAGGCGUGUUUAGGUUGCAACCAUGCCAUUUCCUUUUGGCAAAUCACACAAGUCUCCUGCAGACAUAGUGAAGAAUCUGAAGGAGAGUAUGGCAGUGCUAGAAAAGCAAGAUAUUUCUGACAAGAAAGUAGAAAAGGCUACUGAAGAAGUUUCCAAAAAUUUAGUUGCCAUGAAAGAAAUCUUGUAUGGCACAAAUGAAAAGGAGCCUCAGACAGAAGCUGUUGCUCAGCUUGCUCAGGAGCUAUACAACAGUGGUCUUCUUAGCACCCUAGUAGCUGACCUACAACUCAUUGAUUUUGAGGGCAAAAAGGAUGUGGCUCAGAUAUUCAACAACAUUCUGAGGAGGCAAAUUGGUACAAGAACCCCCACAGUCGAAUACAUCUGCACUCAGCAAAAUAUACUGUUCAUGCUGUUAAAAGGUUACGAAUCCCCAGAAAUUGCUCUGAAUUGUGGAAUCAUGUUAAGAGAGUGCAUCAGACAUGAGCCACUGGCAAAAAUAAUCUUGUGGUCAGAGCAGUUUUACGACUUCUUCAGAUAUGUGGAAAUGUCAACAUUUGACAUCGCUUCAGACGCUUUUGCAACUUUCAAGGACUUACUAACAAGGCACAAGCUGCUCAGUGCAGAGUUCUUGGAACAGCAUUAUGAUAGGUUCUUCAGUGAAUACGAGAAGUUACUCCAUUCAGAAAACUACGUGACAAAACGACAGUCGCUUAAGCUGCUUGGUGAACUACUGUUGGAUAGGCACAACUUCACAAUUAUGACAAAAUACAUCAGUAAACCUGAAAAUCUCAAACUUAUGAUGAACCUUCUAAGAGACAAGAGUCGCAACAUUCAGUUUGAAGCCUUUCAUGUCUUUAAGGUGUUCGUAGCCAACCCUAACAAGACGCAGCCUAUAUUAGAUAUCCUCCUAAAGAACCAGACCAAACUUAUUGAGUUCCUCAGCAAGUUUCAGAACGACAGGACCGAGGAUGAACAAUUUAAUGAUGAGAAGACCUAUUUAGUUAAACAGAUCAGGGAUUUGAAAAGACCAGCACAGCAAGAAGCUUAAUCUCCUAUAAACCCCUAAAAUAUUAAAUCCAAAUUCAGCAUUUGCUGUUAGAUAUUCAGCAUCAGGCACUCUUAUCAAUUCAUGAGGAACAUUACUGCUAAUCUGCUGUUCAGUGAACAGUGUUUGUUUUUCUCUCUUUUUUUUUAGUCCAAGUUGACAAACCUAGCUGCUGCUUUCUUGCACAAUGUGGACUUUCUUGGUAUUUGUGUCUGAAUUCAAGCACACUGCUUGUUUUUAGAAGUUUGGGGGGCGGGGGGAGAUUGUUGGUUCAUGAAAGCAAACAUAUAGAAGAUAGUUUGGGAUAGGAAAAGAAGGUAUUAGAGUAGUUUAAGUGACGGGGUGCAUGCUUGCAAAUCUGAUUCAAUCCGUACGUUUGCACUUAACCUUGUAUGAGAUGCGAGCACAAUGUUAUCUGUGCAUACUUGGCACCAUAGUAUAAGAUUGUAUGCCUUGAUUUUAAAAAAAAAUGUGCAGUGCUUUAUGUGUAAUCAAAGGGGAAAUGUGAGCUUACUGGGAUGAACAGUUGUCUUGCAAAUAAAACUGAUACUGAAACAUAGCAACUUCUAAAGAGUGAAAUCUCAGAGUUCAUAAGGAAAAUGUAUAUAUGCCUUUCACUGCUUUGUAGGUUUUUUGUUUUUUGAGAGAGAGAGAGAGAGAGUGUGUGAUUUUGUUGAAAAUUGAGUUGUAGACUUGGAAAUACAUUCUAAGGGUUUUUGUUAAUUUUACUUUGAAGGUAUUUCAGACAGUAGAGCUUAGCAGUGACACUUUGCAUUUCAUUUCAACAAUGCUUGUUGGUUUCUUUUGUAUAUAACUCCUAGGCUGCUCAUUUCUUUAAAAAGGAUUUAAUUUGUACAGCAGAGGAAUGUUAAUGUAUUAGUCUGUAUCUUUUACCUGAUACUGAGAUUUGCAAAAUGAAAGCUCAUCUGUAAUGAAUACUUAGGAUCACAUGGAAAUGCUCAUUUCACAUUUCUUAAAUACAGCAGCAUUAAAAAGAAGAAAAUCCAAUUUCUCUGUAUUCACUGGUUUAAUGGGGUGCCAUCAGUUAGGGUAGACUAAAAUAUAGUUCUGGAACCCACUAACCUAUAUCCUUCAAUGUCGGCCUUAUCCAUCUAUAUUAGUGCUGUGUUCAGCCAAUUGCAAAAUUAUAAAGAUUAUGCUAAAUUAAUAUCAAUUUGUUUUUCCUUGUGGGUACAUAGAGAAUCUCUAUUCCUUUCAUAUCGUUAACAUUCGGUAUAGUAGUUGUGAUGGUAAAUAACUAAAUAAUUCCCCUUUACUUCAAAAACCAUAAUUUCAUAACUGUCCUAGUGUCAAUAUCUUGUUUGUUAAUGCUGCAAACUAUCAGUAUUUAUUUUUUAAGAAAGACUGAUGUUGCACCACUUUUUGUUACUGUGAUCAUAACAAAAAAAACCUGCUAAAUAUAUCUCAACUAUGUUAUCAAAAUACUAUCUAUUCAUCUUAAUAGUAGUACUGAGAUCACAACCAGCCAGCCAACUUUAUGGAUUAGGAGUAUGGAAGUUCAAAUUCUGCAUGAUUGAACCUGAAUGAGAAUGCUCUAAAAUUAUUUAUUGCUUUCUAGCUUCUUUCUGGUUAAAUUAUUUCACUAAUGAUUAAAGUAAUCUCCUGAUUGACACCUUAGCUAAUUUUUACAGCUUUCAUGAAGGAAGUAGGAAAGUAAAUCCAGCAAAUAGGAUUCUAGUAAUAUUGGCCAUCUCUGCAUUGUCAUGCUUCCUUUAGUGGUCAUAACCUGUCCUUUGCAAAGUGAUUCAUAAUGUCUACUGAAAGAAGAAAAAGUAAUCAUUAAGCCUUUAUUAAAUCAUUUAUAUAGACAGGCAAAACUGGCCAUGAAAUGAUAUUAUAGUUCAGUACUCUGUCCUUUUUUAUAUUUUGGUUAAUCGUAGUUAAGAAAAGGAAAAUAUUACUUGGCAAGUUAUUCUCCAUUAUGCAUAAGGCUUCCACUUUAGGGGGGAAAUGUAGAAAUGCUAAAAAGUUAUGUAUGUGUAUAUAUAAAGAAGUUCAAAGAUGGAUUUGGAUAUUGGUUUUGCUUCUCUACUAUUUGGCAUGGGAGAAAGUGGCUCUAACUUUUUUCAAACAUUAAUCCUUGGAGUGUUGGCAUUCAAAAAAGUUGUAUUUAAGACCAUUUGAUGUGCUAUUCAUAUUAAAAAAAAACUAUUGUACUGGAA